AUGGUCUCGUUCAAAUCCCUUCUCGUUGCCGUCUCGGCACUCACUGGGGCACUUGCACGCCCCUUUGACUUCCUCGAUGAGCGUGAUGACGGUAACGCCACCUCCGUCCUCGAAGCUCGCCAAGUCACUGGCAACAGUGAAGGUUACCACAACGGCUACUUCUACUCUUGGUGGUCUGAUGGUGGUGGUUAUGCUCAGUACCGUAUGGGCGAGGGCAGCCACUACCAAGUUGACUGGCGCAACACUGGCAACUUUGUGGGUGGAAAGGGAUGGAACCCUGGUACUGGCCGGCAAGUCUUUAAAUUUUGGGCUUUAAUAGAUCGUCCUACUAACAAUAUACGCAGAACCAUCAACUACGGAGGUUCCUUCAGCCCUCAGGGUAACGGAUACCUUUGCGUUUACGGCUGGACUCGCGGACCUCUCGUCGAGUACUACGUCAUUGAGAGCUACGGCUCUUACAACCCCGGUAGCCAGGCUCAGCACCGAGGUACUGUCUACACCGACGGUGAUACCUACGAUCUCUACAUGUCCACCCGUUACCAGCAGCCUUCUAUCGACGGUGUUCAGACUUUCAACCAGUACUGGUCCAUCCGCCGCAACAAGCGCACCAGCGGCUCCGUCAACAUGCAGAACCACUUCAAUGCUUGGAGAUCGGCUGGCAUGAACCUCGGAAACCACUACUACCAGAUCUUGGCUACUGAGGGUUACCAGAGCAGUGGCUCGUCCUCCAUCUAUGUCCAGACCCAGUAA
Fusarium venenatum is the source of this 750-nucleotide messenger RNA. Lineage: Eukaryota; Fungi; Ascomycota; Sordariomycetes; Hypocreales; Nectriaceae. The record is from RefSeq and is a predicted model, not a curated record.